GGGGGCUCGGGCGGACGCGGCGCAGGCCGCAGCGCUGGCCCUGAGCCGGGAGGGGGACGCCUUUUCCUCGCUCGCUCGCGCCCGCCCUCCCUCUCGCCGCCGCGGCUUUUGAGGAACUGGGCCGCGAGGCCGCCGCGCAGGUCGCAGGGCCCGCAUCCCGGAGGACGCCCGGGCUGGGCGGUCUCGAGGCGCCGGCGCUUUCUGGGCCAGCGAGCUUCGCACACGGUGGUGAAGACGCUCCGGCGGCCGGCGGCCCUCUGGAAAUUCACGCCAGGAGCCUUCGCGGGGGGCUUUGACCAAAGUUGUCGGUUUCAUUAUUUCCUUUAAAAAAAAAAAAAACAAACCAAAAAAAACCCCGAGCUGCUGUUAGUUCCUCGCCUGCACUUUUUCCCUCCUCUGGAGAGGAGGGGUAGUGUGAGGAAAGGAGUGAAGAAAAUACGAGGCAUUUCCUCCCCGGGGGGAGCGACAGCCGAGUCUCCGCAGCCAGCAGGAGCGGCGUUGGCAGCCGCCGCGGGCGUCGGGCCGCCCCGGUCCCACCAUGCAUGAGCCGGCCGAGAGCUGCUGAGGCGCCGGGCCGCAGAAGCGGAGUUCGAGUGCAGCGGGCUCCGGCGCUCGCGGACCAGUCCUGUCCCCGCGGCGGCGGGAUGGAGCCGGCGACCGCGCCCCGGCCGGACAUGGCGCCGGAGCUGACCCCCGAGGAGGAGCAGGCUACUAAGCAGUUUCUUGAGGAGAUCAACAAGUGGACAGUUCAGUACAAUGUUUCUCCACUCUCUUGGAACGUGGCUGUCAAGUUCCUCAUGGCCAGAAAGUUCGAUGUGCUCCGUGCCAUAGAGCUGUUUCACUCCUACAGAGAAACAAGAAGAAAGGAAGGCAUCGUGAAGCUGAAACCUCACGAGGAACCUCUUCGUUCUGAGAUCCUCAGUGGGAAAUUCACCAUCUUGAAUGUUCGAGACCCAACUGGAGCCUCCAUUGCCCUUUUCACUGCCAGGUUACAUCAUCCUCACAAGUCCGUCCAACAUGUGGUACUUCAGGCCUUGUUUUAUUUGCUAGACAGAGCUGUGGACAGCUUUGAAACUCAAAGGAAUGGAUUGGUGUUUAUCUAUGACAUGUGUGGUUCUAAUUAUGCCAACUUCGAGCUAGAUCUUGGCAAGAAAGUCCUAAACCUGCUGAAGGGAGCAUUUCCAGCUCGUUUGAAGAAGGUGCUGAUUGUAGGAGCACCCAUAUGGUUCCGAGUGCCCUAUUCUAUCAUCAGCCUGCUCUUGAAGGACAAAGUCCGGGAGAGGAUUCAGAUAUUAAAGACAUCUGAAGUUACCCAGCACCUGCCUAGGGAGUGCCUUCCAGAAAAUCUGGGUGGGUACGUCAAAAUUGACCUCGCCACUUGGAAUUUCCAGUUCCUGCCCCAAGUGAACGGCCACCCAGAUCCCUUCGAUGAGAUCAUCCUGUUUUCCCUACCUCCUGCCUUAGACUGGGACUCAGUACAUGUUCCAGGUCCCCAUGCCAUGACCAUCCAAGAGUUGGUAGACUAUGUUAAUACCAGGCAAAAGCGGGGCAUAUAUGAGGAGUAUGAAGACAUCCGCCGUGAGAACCCUGUUGGCACUUUCCACUGUUCCAUGUCUCCAGGAAACCUAGAGAAGAACCGCUAUGGAGAUGUCCCCUGCCUGGACCAAACACGAGUGAAGCUGACAAAGCGCAGUGGCCACACUCAGACAGAUUACAUCAAUGCCAGUUUCAUGGAUGGCUACAAGCAGAAGAAUGCUUAUAUUGGUACACAAGGCCCUUUGGAGAAUACCUAUCGUGACUUCUGGCUCAUGGUUUGGGAGCAAAAAGUUUUGGUGAUUGUAAUGACUACCCGCUUUGAGGAAGGCGGCAGGAGAAAAUGUGGCCAAUAUUGGCCUUUAGAGAAAGACUCUCGGAUCCGAUUUGGCUUCCUCACGGUGACUAAUCUAGGAGUGGAGAACAUGAACCAUUAUAAGAAAACGACUCUAGAAAUUCACAACACAGAGGAGCGGCAGAAACGCCAGGUGACCCACUUCCAGUUCCUGAGCUGGCCAGAUUAUGGUGUCCCUUCCUCCGCAGCUUCUCUCAUUGACUUUCUGAGAGUGGUCAGAAAGCAGCAGAGCCUGGCUGUCGGCAGCCUGGGGGCACGGUCCAAAGGGCAGUGCCCUGAGCCACCCAUCGUGGUACACUGCAGUGCAGGCAUCGGCAGGACAGGUACCUUCUGCUCACUGGACAUCUGCCUGGCACAGCUGGAGGAGCUUGGCACCCUUAAUGUGUUCCAGACAGUGUCACGCAUGAGGACCCAGAGGGCCUUCAGUAUCCAGACCCCUGAGCAGUACUACUUUUGCUACAAGGCCAUUCUGGAGUUUGCAGAGAAGGAAGGCAUGGUUCCCUCGGGUCACAGCCUGUUGGCCAUGGAGGGUCAAUAACUGUUCCACGAGUUUCCACCUGCUGGCCAGCCUUCCUUAAACUACCCUGGACACCGCUGAGCCUCUAGGUUGCCAUCAGUUAUGCUGAAGCCAUGGAUCAACCUCUUUCUCGUGUCUCCCAGCGCACAUGUGCACGCAAGGCAGCCUUUCCCUUUGGCUAGAUCAUGUGGUGCAAUUGCCACUAGAAAGGGCCAGCAGCAAUGUGUUCUUAAUUCACCUGCUAUUGAACUGUGCCUUAUUAAAACCAAAUUGUGGCUGUU
Molecule: messenger RNA, 2686 nt
Organism: Peromyscus eremicus (cactus mouse)
Lineage: Eukaryota; Metazoa; Chordata; Mammalia; Rodentia; Cricetidae
Gene: Ptpn9
Product: protein tyrosine phosphatase non-receptor type 9
Exons: 13
Coding region: 543-2426 (627 amino acids)
Biological process (GO): protein dephosphorylation
Molecular function (GO): protein tyrosine phosphatase activity
Source: RefSeq, a predicted model, not a curated record